This is a messenger RNA of Notodromas monacha, 1948 nucleotides long. The record is from the annotation of a GenBank genome assembly. NCBI's taxonomy places the organism in Eukaryota, Metazoa, Arthropoda, Ostracoda, Podocopida, Cyprididae.
AGUUUGACUUUACAGCAAAAUUUCGUUCAAACCGAAUCGUCUUUGGUGCUACAAAAUUCGGAUGCGAGAUAUCGUGUUGAUAGCUUUGUUUGGUGUCCAUGAUCUUUUAAAAUCGUGCACAGUUCUCCGACAUGGAAGUAAGGAAUCGUGGGCAUUCUACGUCAGCUUCCCAAGUAUCCUCGACGGAAAUGAAGCGAAAUUUUAGCAUGUCGUCGUUUUCGACAGGGAUUGCUGCUGUGAAAUGGACUACACUUCUGAUCCUGGUGUUGACUGCUGUGUAUUGCAUUGUUCAGUUUCUGCCACCAAUGCAUGACAAAAACAGUCGUCCUGUCAAUACCAGAGACGCAUUCUCCACAUUGCUGGGUUUACACAUUCCCACCUUUGCCGUCGUUCUGGACGCCGGUAGUACUGGGAGCCGCGUUCUUGCUUUCUCCUUCUUCAAAUCUCGUAUUGAUGGUUCUCUUCAGAUUAAAGAUGAAUUAUUCUAUGAAAUAAAGCCUGGACUCUCUUCAUUUGCUGACGACCCAUUGAAAGGUGCUAGUACCAUCAAAGAAUUGUUGAAUGAAGCUGAUUCUUUCGUGCCGGAAGGAUAUCGUCCACUCACACCGUUGAUUUUGCGUGCUACUGCGGGACUCCGCCUCUUACCUGCCGCCAAAGCCGAAAGAUUGCUCGCUGAGGUGCGGAAAGUUUUCUACGACUCUGGUUAUGUUGUUCAGCCUAAUGCUGUUGACAUAAUGGAUGGGUCGGAUGAAGGCAUUUUUUCAUGGUUCACCAUUAAUUUCCUCUCAGGAAAGCUUGGCGAAGGCGUUGAAAAGACUGCUGUGACUUUGGAUCUAGGCGGUGGAUCGACGCAGAUCACAUUCGGACUCCAAGAGGAUAACGGAGACAUUCCUGUUGAAAACGUUCACGUUGUAAACGGUGCGAAGGUACCCAUCAAAGUUUUUACGAACAGCUACUUGGGUCUCGGACUAAUGUCUGCUCGGAAAGCUAUUCUGGAUCAUCACAAGACUGACGAAACAAAUUUUGCCAGCCCGUGUAUCGGAACUUCAGCACCUACCAAAUGGGUGUUCAAUAGCCAAGAGUUACUCGUCAAACGAUCUCGACGUGAGCAACCCGAUUCGUUCGGCACAUGCCAUGACUUGGCAUCGUCUCUGGUGCGCUCAAAAGUUAAGGUGCCUCUGGAUUUGAACGAUAAGACGAUCAAUGCGAUUUCUUAUUUCUAUGAUCGAGCUGUGGAUGCCCAACUGAUCGAUCCUAAAGAUGGCGGUGUGAUAAAACUCGAGAAUUUUGAGAUUGCUGCUCGAAAAGUUUGUCGAGUGCCUCAUGACGAACAUCCUUUCCUUUGCCUUGAUUUGUCUUUCAUUGUGGCUCUGCUCAAGUCCGGAUACGGUUUGGAAUCAAGUGUUGAUAUUCAUCUGUUCAAGCGAAUCAAUGGUCAUGAAACAAGCUGGGCUCUUGGCGCUGCGUAUCAAGAGCUUAUGAAGCCAUGAUUGUUCAAAGUUGCGUCCCCCGGUGUUGUCUUCGUAGUUCGCGGGUGAUGACAGUAUUUCAUUCGUUCGUCAUGUCUGAUCGUUGCUGUAUGUGAAAUCAAUUGUCCUAGAAACGUUUCUUGAAGACUUCAUUGAUAAAUGUACUUGAGAUGGAUUUAUUUUCGUUGUUAUGAUGCAGCUUUCCGUCUAGUUCUCGUGUUCUCUGCCUCGAUUUUGAAGAAGGCGAUGUUGAUUUUAAAGUUUUUGUUGUUUUUUUGAAAAAUGUGGUGCGAUUUUGACGCUAUGUUGAGAAUGCCGCAGUCCGUAAAUAAGUACAGUUCGACAAAGUCGUGAAUUUGUGAUCAGCGUUUUGAAUUCUUUUACAGCAAAUCGUGAGUGUAUUUAUAGCAGUGCCUUAUUUUUGUGGGAUGUUGUGACUGCUUUUUGGUGUUAUCGGAUCAUAAAUGGGCACUUCGGGA